Drosophila arizonae is the source of this 1251-nucleotide messenger RNA. RefSeq names its product alpha-Mannosidase class I a (gene alpha-Man-Ia). Gene Ontology annotation, cellular component: endoplasmic reticulum; Golgi membrane. NCBI's taxonomy places the organism in Eukaryota, Metazoa, Arthropoda, Insecta, Diptera, Drosophilidae. Gene Ontology annotation, molecular function: calcium ion binding; mannosyl-oligosaccharide 1,2-alpha-mannosidase activity. The record is from RefSeq and is a predicted model, not a curated record. Gene Ontology annotation, biological process: carbohydrate metabolic process; mannose trimming involved in glycoprotein ERAD pathway.
AACGCUAUGACAACAAAAAUAUGCGAAAUGCAAGUAUAAAACAAAAUACAAUAAAUAUUCGUGAGAGGAAUGAAAACAUUUUAAACGCUCUACCGCUCCCAUUCGUGUUAUGCUACUGCUUCCACUGUGAUCUAAUGUAUAAUAAAUUUAAUACUGUGCAAGUUUACGUUAAAUAGUAACUUAAGAUAAAGACGCGUUGUGUUUAUUUAAUUGUUUUCCGCCUGCGCUACGUGUCAUAUGAUUUGCCAAAAAUAGCCAAGUAAUAGAAAACAAACGAAAAUUAAGGAGCGACUGAACAAAAAUGCAGCAACAUUACUAAAAAGAAUAUAUAUAUAAUAAAAAUACAAAUUCAAAUUAAAUUCAAAAGAAAAGAAAAAGUAUUGUGCCCGUGUUUACGUCGGUGUGUGUUCGUGCCAGUUUUUUUUUUUUCAUGUGCGUGAAUGUGUUGUGAAGCCGGCAUAACAUCAGUGCAGUGAAACAGCUGAGAGAGCUAGCGACGGGCACACACACGCACACACACACUCGUGCAAUAGCAACUGCAAUAAUAAGAAGAGCAAGGAGAACGAGCACUCACACAAAGGAACGAAAAUGUAUCGAAUCGGUCCAAUUGGACGCAAAUCAAACUUCCAUUCGCGCGAGAAAUGUCUGAUUGGACUCGUGCUGGCGACUCUGUGCUUCCUAUGCUUCGGCGGAAUUUUCCUGCUGCCAGAUAACUUUGGCAGCGAGCGCGUUCUGCUCGUCUACAAGCACUUCCAGAAGGCCGGUCCGGAGAUUUUCAUACCGGCUCCACCGCUGGCCGCGCAUGCGCCACGCGACGAGGAUCCCCAUUUCAUAGGCGAUCGCCAGCGACUGCAGCAAAAGAUUAGCGCCGAGCUGGGCGAUCUGCUGGACGAACCGCAGGCGGCGGGCGGUGAUGCGAUCGCCCAGGCGCCAGCGCCGUUGCCGGCGGCCCAGCAGGAGCAGCCCCUCGAGCAGGAUGCGGCGCUAGAUGCGGCUCGUGCGCCACCUCGAGUCUCACUGCCAGCAGCACCAGCCGCAGCAGCGGACCACACAACCAACAACAACAACAAUCAGCUCGUGACCGAGCAGCAGCUCAAGUUGCCCAUGGACUUGGCCAAGGAUCUGCCGGGCGACACUAACGAACUGCGAGAGAAACGUGAGAAAAUUAAAGAGGUGAGUUCAAAUAUCCACAAAAAUAGAUCGAAUUUUACAAAAAGUAAAUUAAUAAACGUGUAAAGCACGCACGCCCCC